Messenger RNA from Nerophis ophidion (straightnose pipefish), 3220 nucleotides. Its product is annotated as endonuclease 8-like 1. The transcript has 6 exons. Bases 624 to 1298 code for a protein of 224 amino acids. The record is from RefSeq and is a predicted model, not a curated record. Lineage: Eukaryota; Metazoa; Chordata; Actinopteri; Syngnathiformes; Syngnathidae.
AAAUGAGCUAAUAUUUGCAAAAAAAAAGUUUCUCAGAUCCAACAUCAAAUAUCUUGUCUUUGCAGUCUAUUCAAUUGAAUAUAAGUUAAAAAGGAUUUACAAAUCAUUGUAUUCUGUUUUUAUUUACCAUUUACACAACGUGCUACUUCACUGGUUUGGGGUUUUGUACAUGUUGACAGUACAUUGCAGUGUUAUUUUGUUACAGCCGUGCCCACUGUGUGAAGUACUUUUGCAAGACUCCUAGCAAUAAUAUUACACUUCACCAAAGAGCCUGCUGUAAAAGAAAUGACCAUUGAAUGAAGAUACAUACUCAGGUCACCGUGAUCUGAAAAGGAGAGUGAAGAAUGUUUUUGUAUUCCCCAGAUUCUAAUCAUCUUGGAUGAAUAAACAAGCAAUUCCUAAUUUCACUUGGAAAUGUGUUUACUAUAAAAGUGUAGCACUGUUUCCACACAAAAUACCUUCUGUUUUUGAAAAGAUGCCCAUGUGUGUCUUCCAGGUUGAACAUUCCACCCUUUGUGCCUGCCCGGACUGUGCUGGAAGGCCUCGAGUCAGAGGAUGCGUGUGAAGACAAGAAAGCUGUAAAAAAGGAGAUCCAUAGCAAAAAGGGAGCCAAAAAGGACAAAAUGGAAGAGGAGAAUACAGACCUGCUCAGACUUUGCCACACAGUACCGCUGGAGGUGGUGAACUUAGGUGGGAAAGGUUACGAUCCAGAGAAGAAAGACUACUCAGGUUUUGAGGCCUGGUUGCAGUGUUACUAUGUGGAUGGAAUGAAGUCUGUACGCGACCACAAUGGCAGGACUAUGUGGUUCAAAGGCGAUCCAGGUCCUAUGGCUCCUAAAGAAUCAAAGUCUCCAAAGGCCAAAAAGAGAAAAGAUACAGAUGCAGACCAUGAUUACCCCCGCAAGAAAAAGGUGUCCAGGAAACACAACUCUGACAGCACAGUGAAGAAAAAAGCAGCCAAAAAGCCCACAAAAGCAGCAAAGGAAGAAGAAAAUGGACCUCAAGAAGAAGCCACACCCAGAAGAAGAUCAGCAAACACACCUCAGCAAGAACCGAAAUCCACGUCAGGCAGGAGGAAAAAGAACAAUACAGAGCCAGCUGCAGGUCUGAUUCUAAUAAUACUCCCAUUUUCUGAAAAUAUUAAGAGCCUGAUCUUUGAGGAUCCAAUUCCCACACACUUAUCUGUGUGCGCAAACUAUAAAAUUGCAUGUACUGUUGGUGGACGUGUUGUAUGUGAUCUACUUUGUGCAAUUGAUAGCAGCAAAAGUGGCACAGAUCACCCUAUUUUUGUGUACUAGAAGCAUUAUGUGCCCUUGGAAACACUUCUUUCCCUCUACAUUCAUGUUAUUAUGCUCUCCACACUGGAGGGGGGCUUAUAUUAGAUUAUAGCACAUAUCGAUCAUCUAACACCUUUUCUACAAUAUAGAAUCACAGUAUGUAUACUAUUUGCAGCAGGAAUGAUCAAACUGCAUAUUGCAAGACAUUUUUUUUAGGAGUUAUACUAAAUACAAAAAAAAAAAACGCAACGCUUUUGUUCUUGUUCCCAAUUUAAAUGAACUCAAAGAUCGAAAACUUUGACUAUAAACACAAAAUACCUGUUCCUCUCAAAUAUUGUUCACAAAUCUGUAUACAUUUGUUAGUGAGCAUUUUUUCUUUGCCAAGAUAAUCCAUCCCACCUGACAGGUGUGCCUUGAGCUGUCCAAAAUAAAAGGCCACUGUGAAAUGUGCAGUUUUAUCACACAACACAAUGCUUCAGAUGUCGCAAGUUUUGAGGGAGCGUGCAGUAGGCAUGCUGACUGCAGCAAUGUCCACCAGAGCUGUUGCCCGUCAAUUAAAUGUUUAUUUCUCCGCCUUAAGAAUAGAAUAGAAUAGAAAGUACUUUAUUGAUCCCUGGGGGAAAUUCAGCACCACAGUUCGCUCACAAUAAACAAUGAUAAUAAUAAAUAAUAUAAUAUAUAUGAAUAAUAUAAAUAUAUUCUACAUUUAAGUGCAGUCAAGGAACAUAUGCAUUAUACAGUCUGAUGGCUGUCGGUGUGAAGGACCUCCUGUGUCGUUCCGUGUUGCAUUUUGGGAGUCUGAGCCUUCCACUGAAGGUGCUCAUUCUCUCUGCAAGGUCCGAGUGUAGUGGGUGGGAGGUGUUGUCCAUAAUGGCUAGGAGUUUUGCUAGACUUCUCUCUGACACCACCGCCAGAGAGUCCAGCUCCACUCCCAUCUUGUUACUGGCCUUCUCUACCAACUUGUCCAGUCUGUAUGUGUCCCUCACUCUCAGCCCACUGCCCCAGCAGGCCACGGCGUACAAGAGGGCGCCUGCCACCAGCGACUCGUAGAACAUCUUCAACAUCUUUGUACAGACGUUGAAGGAUCCUAGCCUCCAAAGGAAAUAUAGAUUCGGCUCUGUCCCUUCUUGUAGAGGGCCUCAGCGUGUUUUGACCCAUUCAGCUUGUUGUCCAUGUGUACUCCGAGGUAUUUAUAAUCCUCUACCAUGUCCACAUCCACCCCCUUGAUGGAAAGAGGGGUCGCCAGAGUACUCCUCCUCCUUCCCAGGUCCACAACCAGCUCCUUGGUCUCCGUAACAUUGAGCUGGAGGUGGUUCUUUCCACACCAUGUGACAAAGUCCUCCACCAGUGUCCUGUAUUCCUCGUCAUCACCUUCCUCAAUACACCCCACUAUCGCAGAGUCAUCAGAAAACUUCUGAAGGUGGCAGGACUCUGACUGAUAGUGGAAAUGGGUGGUGUAAAUGGUGUAGAGGAAGGGGGAAGAGUACUGUAGCCUCCGGGGCCCCGGUGUUGCUGACCAGCCUGUCAGACACACAGUCCUGCAGUCGCAUAUACUGUGGUCUGUCAGUCAGGUAAUCUACAACCCAGGACACCAAGGGGGCCUCCACCUGCAUCUUCUCCAACUUCACACCCAGUAGCCCAGGCCGUUUAGUAUAAGCCGCCUCCAAAGGUGUUUCAGAGAAUUUGGCAAUACAUCCAACUGGCCUCACAGCCGCAGACCAUAUUGAUUGGCUGAGACCUGCCACCCGGACAGCUGCUACAACAAUUGGUUUGCUUAACCAUAGCAUUUCUGCACAAACUGUAAGAAACUACCAUGAAUUGAUUAACGUGGACCCCGACUUAAACAAGUUGAAAAACAUAUUGGGGUGUUACCAAUUAGUGGUCAAUUGUACGGAAUAUGUACUGAACUGUGCAAUCUACUAAUAAAAGUAUCAAUCAAUCAA